Messenger RNA from Macrosiphum euphorbiae (potato aphid), 1161 nucleotides. The record is from the annotation of a GenBank genome assembly. NCBI's taxonomy places the organism in Eukaryota, Metazoa, Arthropoda, Insecta, Hemiptera, Aphididae.
AUGGUCGGACGCAAAGGAGCUGUUCCACCUUCGGAUAUAAUUGAUGCAGUUCUAACAUUCAAAGAACGAGUGGUUUUGAAGAACGAGAAAAAUGAAAUGUAUAUAGUUGCAGCUACAAAUCAAGUAUGGACAGAUAUAAGGCUUUAUAUUGGUGACCGCAUGUCCUCGAAUGCUAUUCAUACUUUUGUUCAAAAGGGACGUCAUGGUAUAAUGGAAAAGCUAGGUUUUCCUUUAAAAUUUAAGCAGUCCUGUGAAAUUGUACAUACACCAAUCUUACCAGAUGAUGAAGAAUCGCCUGAUGACUACAGUUCUAAUGAUGAAGAUGAUGCACUCCCAUGUAAAAAAUUUGUAUUUACAUUUUCAUCUGAAGAAUGGGAUCAGAUACAACCUCAAGAAAAAGUGUUUAAGCUAACAGAUAAAUCUCGUCCGAUGCAAAGUACCAGAUCGUAUUAUGUUUUGCCUAAAGGUACAUGGACACCAAUACUUGCUGAACACUUUUGGGCACACUUUCAACUGCCUUGUUGUUUAUCUUUCCGAAGAGGUAAAGUUUAUCCCAGUGGAUCUGUAUACAUACGUGUCGUGGGACGUUGCUCUGUUUGCGACUCCAGAUUUAAUGGGACAGUUUUUGAUAAACCCCCUGGUGGUGCUAAAGUUCUUAUGCAUUGUACGUUCAGAGGUAAUUUUCAAGAGGCACACAAAACAACAAAAAAACGUCGUAUGAUAGGACCAGCAAUGGAAAAAGCAAUUUCAUCGAUUUGUGUCGAUGGACUAUCAAGUGAGACGUAUCGAGAAAGAGAAGCAGUACGUCUGAUAAAAACAGGUGCACCUGAUCCGUCCCUUAUUCCAUCUGGUAAUUCUUUACGCAUUUUAAAAUCACAAGUGACAGCAGGCAGUCGUAGACAUGAAGAUACCUUAACGUCAUUAGCUUUGAUGAAACAAGAAGAUGAUUUUAAGAACAUAAUUCAUGAUAUUGGAUGUGAUCCUUUUUACUUACAUUACCAUUGUGCUGAUCAAAUUAAAAUCUACAGAAACUACCGUAAAGGAUCAAGACCCAGACUGAUCAUUGAUGCUACAGGUUCGGUUGUGAAGAAAUUCUUAAAGUUGAGCAAGCAAAAAACAAGCUCAAUCUUUCUGUAUGAAGGAUUGGUCUAUGAUUCAUAA